GGCAGUUAAUGAGUCCGUGAUGUUAUUGUUAUUGCCGACAGAAUAAUGUAGAAUAGAAGCCGGCUUCUAAGUCAUAUAACCUCAAAAGCUUGGGGCCAACGAGCCGCCCGGCGAUGGGGGAACGCGCAGCCGCUCAAUGUUGUCGCGCAUGCGCCCUGGCCAGCCUUCCGCCACCAGACGACAACGCUGCACAAAGCGCGAUCCACCGCGAUGUCUCGCACUGACUGUUCCCGACGUUGAUGAAUCACUAUACUGAUACACAUACACAUCAACGCCAUAUCACACCGUAGUGAAAACACGAGUAUGUGAUAGGACAAAUAGUGGACAUACAACGUAAAAGUAGUGUUUUUGUAGUGAUUUAUAGCAGUGGCUAACAUGUACAAGACGGUGCGACAUGGCGAGAACAGUCUGCAAUACACCAUCCUUCCGCAGACGGAAGAGGUGUUGAGCAACAGCGGCUUAAAGGGGAAGGGACGAGACUACAGCCCCUCGAUCCACGUACGACGAACUCGGAGAAAAUCUACAGUAAAAUACGUUUUACUCAUCAUUUUCGGCGUGAUAUUUGCUUUAGCUCUGGCAUCAGUUCCUCUCUAUAUAAUGAACGGGGCUCUAUAUGCGCGUAGGUCCCAGCAAGAUUAUCAUGACGUGAUCACUGUAGCACCUUUUGCGUCCCCAAAUCGCGAUAUAGUGAAAUCUCGGAAGAAGGAACUAAAAAUCUCUCCGGAAAUAUUCUCAACUUUAAUAUCGAAAUUAGAAACGAGCACCAUGAAACUGUCUACUACUCCUACGCCUUUGGUACCAUCAACAGUAUUGGGUGAAAAAGCUACCACCCCACCUUGGACAAUGCCAGCAUUACGAUCUUGGAAAAGUUCAACGUCAUCCACUACCACUCGACCUAUCGCUACUGAAGAAAGCAUAAACACGCCGGUACUCGUUACAUCUAAUAGCAAUAAUUUAGAAAACGAUAUAUCCCUGAAACCAUGGGACAAAGAUAUAAUAAUCCGCCCGACUGUUACAGCGGAACCAGUUACACUCCGAAAUAUAAUCAAAUAUUACUCACAAACAUUUAUGCCGUCGGAAAAAUCUAUUGUAAUUAAUACGAAAAUGUUCGACGACGUUCUCAUAAUAACAAAAAGUACGACUUCAGCACCUCCAGUAACAACGGAAUUCACGACUUCCAGUGAAAAGUUUAAAUUAAAGGAUUUGAAAGAUACUAUGCUGUCCGUGGAUGAUGACGAAGAAUUCAAGGAGUCAUUGGAGGUGGACGAAGUGUUCUCGCUACCUUCCUUGAAGCCGGACCCUUCUGACAUCAGUUCGGACUCGGAUGAAGUGACAGUUUCUAAAGCAAACGACAAUGUAUGGUACGGCGCUAGAUGGCCGUUUGUGGACACAUCGUCGUAUUUCCAGUGGUCGGGUUACUCUCCUGGCGAUAACUUGUUGUUGCCUCUCCUGGUGGCCGCGCUGUCGUCCGUCGCCCUGGUGCUACUCCUUGCAUUGGCGGUGAAGCGUCGCAAGCGUACCCACGGUGUGACUGCGCAAAUUGGGAAGCUGACCGCCGACCUUCAAGCUGAUGACAACACCAACCUCCUGACGGCAGAAAAUGCCGAAGACGCUGAAGAGUGAAGUGGUCGGUCACCACGCUUCUUGCUUAUUCAAAUCUCCAUCUCGGAAUGCCUCCAGUACAAUUUGACUUAAUAUCCUACGAAAUAAUUGUGAAACAAAACAUAUUUUAACACAAAAUAAUUUUACAGGCUCGGUUUUAGUUGGGUUUGAUUUGAAAUUGAGACGUGUAAAACAAGCGUUGUAAUUAAGCGGAGUAAGAAUAGACUUUGUAAAAUGGACAAUAGUGCAGAAAUUACAUUCGCAACAAACAGUAAGGUGUAAUUCAAUUGUACAUUAGGCAUUCCAUGCACAUUGUAAUGAUUUAGCCGCCAUAGUGUAGUUCCUUGAGAUUCUAGAACGCAGCGGAUAGACGUAACUGCGUUCGUCUUAACACGCCGAUCAUAUUUCAAACUUUCAGUGCCUAUUGUUUGUAUAUAAUGUACGGUUUGGCUGGUGUCCGCGCCAACGAAGGUCGAAAUGUGGGUUCUAUGUUCAGAGAUACGAUAUAAUAUGUAAGUAUAUUUUGUAAACGCACUAGAUGUUCGAAUGUAUAUUAGAUACGUACGUGUCAAAUGCCAAAGUUGCUAAAAUUUAUUUUUGUUACAAAAAUAUAAUCUACAAUGUAUUUAUUAAUGUCAUUCAACAACGUAAUGGAGCAUAAUAAUAAUGAUUAGAUAUUAAUAACGUAUUCAUGAGCUUCGUAGCGUGUACACUCAGGGCGCAAUAAAUCAUCACUCAUUUUAUAAAUAGUGACUUGAAUAUACGCGCGUAUACUUGCGCCGCAGAAUAUUGGCUUCUACGAUUAUACAUAUAAAGCUGUGGGGACUGAAUUCACAUAGUCGUAUCAUCGGAAACAUCAUGCUAUGUAUAUCAUAUCUCUGAAAUUUUCGAUUGUAUGCCUCGUCAGUAUUAACAAAACCCUGUGGUAUAAAUGUAUGUAAUAAGCAUAUUUAUUUUUUAUGUAGUGCGAUUAUAGAUUAAGAUGAAAUAUCAAUCGUGGUGUAAUAUUGUAUUAUGUGUUUGACGUCGCCCAUUGAUUACUGUUUCAAUUACAUAACUACUUUAAUACUUCAUCAUUUAAAAAUCUAGUUUAUAAGACUGAUAAGCGAUUGAGUUGUGUAGAAUUAGUGUUGCUUCUCAUUUAUUAUAAAUAUAAGAGCUGUGGUAGCUUCAUUGAUUUAGGCCGUUACCCUGUGCUGUUUGGAGAUUCAUUCCUGGCGUGUACAAAGUACGUAUAAGUACUAACGUACACCAUACAUAUCACGCUGACAGUGACAACCGGUUAGAGAAAACCAACAUCUCAUUAAAUAUCUCGCAAUUUGCUUAUUGUGGAGCAGUGUUGUGGAGAUUUCAAGAUAGCUUUUCAUACCUGGAUCUCAUCUGCUUUCCUUCCUCCAACCAUUCAGGUGACGUAUGCGUAGGUACAUACUUUUGCAAUAUUAUGUAGCUUUUAUAUUUUGUAACGGCACUAUUUCAUUUCAAUCGUUCGUAUUUGGUAUUUCAUUGUAACGUAUGUAUGUUAGGUAUCAGGAUUGUAAGUGUGGGGGUGUUUUUGUACAGAUAUCCAUUGUGGCAGUAAUCGACAUAAAAGAUAAAUUCUUUUCCGGUGCAAAAUAUUCGAAAUGCCUUUACAAGACGGAUACUGCUAAUGGAAGUGAUGCAGAAACACCUUAGGGGCGAUUAGGGGAUGUAUCGGUAGUUAGAAAUUAAAAUGUGAUAUUUGUCGCAACAGAAUGACUGUACUGAAUCAUAAUUUAAAAAAAAUGCCUCCCGCAAAUUUUCCGCAUAUAAUUUUUAUUACCGUUCUUUCUGCCUGGCGUUACAUCAGCACCGGGAUUCACCCUCCUUAGAUACAUACCUUUUCCAGUUUAGAACACCGAUACUCUUUAAACAUCAACUCAAAUAAUAACCUAAUAUAAUUUGGCCAUAAGUGUACAUUACUUUAUGACACGAAAGAGUCGUACUGCCGCAAUCAUUCUGCUGCGAGUCUGUGGUAGAUAUUGAAUAAAGGUGUCCCCCUGUAGAAGGAAUUGUAAGAUCACGUAUACACGGUACGUUUUGUAUUUAUCAUGUUCCAAGUUUAAGCUGUAAAUUUGAUGUAUUUGUGUAUCAAGAUUCGGUAUAAAUCGUGCUAACAUAUUAUAUCAUGCAACACUUCGCACAUCAAUAUAUAAUAGAUGUUAAGUUUCAAAACGCCUCCAUAUAAUAACCGCUGUGGUUACAUCGGGUAUUGAGCAUUGUGAUUUAUUUUUGCUGAAACACACCAUGUACAAAAGUGAAAUAAAUUAUGUUUUCCCACUCAA
Manduca sexta (tobacco hornworm) is the source of this 3905-nucleotide messenger RNA. RefSeq lists its product as uncharacterized. The transcript has 3 exons. The record is from RefSeq and is a predicted model, not a curated record. Lineage: Eukaryota; Metazoa; Arthropoda; Insecta; Lepidoptera; Sphingidae. Bases 376 to 1623 code for a protein of 415 amino acids.